AUGAAACUUUACAUUUUUUUUUCGGUGUUUGCGGCUUUUUUGGCGAUUUCUUGUGCUUUGAAAGACGAGAUUUGUGGGCAACCCCAUUCCCUAAAUGGCGAUGGACGAAUUUCCUGUGAGGCUUAUUUCCCCAACUAUUCGUACGAUUCUGCUAAAAAAGAAUGCGUCUUUUUUGUUUACGGUGGCUGUGGAGGAAACGAAAACAGAUUUGUCUCUAAGGAAGCUUGUGAGGAGAAGUGUCUGGAAUAAAAUAACAUAAUAAUCAA
Messenger RNA from Drosophila ananassae, 266 nucleotides. RefSeq names its product male accessory gland serine protease inhibitor-like. The transcript is spliced from 2 exons. NCBI's taxonomy places the organism in Eukaryota, Metazoa, Arthropoda, Insecta, Diptera, Drosophilidae. Bases 1 to 249 code for a protein of 82 amino acids. The record is from RefSeq and is a predicted model, not a curated record. Gene Ontology annotation, molecular function: serine-type endopeptidase inhibitor activity.